Messenger RNA from Ornithorhynchus anatinus (platypus), 4124 nucleotides. RefSeq names its product peroxisomal biogenesis factor 1 (gene PEX1). Gene Ontology annotation, molecular function: ATP hydrolysis activity; ATP binding. Lineage: Eukaryota; Metazoa; Chordata; Mammalia; Monotremata; Ornithorhynchidae. The record is from RefSeq and is a predicted model, not a curated record. Gene Ontology annotation, cellular component: peroxisomal membrane; peroxisome; cytosol. The transcript has 24 exons. Gene Ontology annotation, biological process: protein import into peroxisome matrix. The coding region runs from base 78 to 3797 and encodes 1239 amino acids.
UCCCGGGGCGUGGGCGGGGCGUGUUGGGUGGUGUCCGGCGUUGGCGUUGGGAGCGGUGCGGUGGGGCCCGGGACGGCAUGUGGGGCGGCCUGGGGGUCGGUGGGCGUCUGGGGCCCGCGGGGGCCGGCGAGGCCCCGGUGACCGUCGCCUUCGUCAGCGGCCGCGACUGCUUCCUCCGCCUGCCGCGGGCCCUGACGGCCCGGCUGGGGCUCCGCCAGCACCAAGCUAUAGAAGUGGUCGGGAACACCAAGCCGGUUUUCCUGAGCUGGGUGGAAGGUCGAUCCGGUGACCACGACGAGAACGUGGUUGAGAUCAGCCGGAAGGCUGGCACCAGGCUGGGGCUCGCCGACGGAGACCAGGUGUUUCUCAGGCCCUGUCCCCAGACGGUCUCGUGCCGGCGGGUUGAGGUGGAACCUCUCUCGGCGGACGAUUGGGAGAUUCUGGAGCUGCACGCCUCCUCUCUGGAGCAACAUCUUCUGGAUCAGAUCCGGAUAGUCUUUCCAGGAGCCGUUUUCCCCAUCUGGGUCGACCAGCACACCCACGUCUACAUACGGGUCGGUGCCCUGCUGCCCGCAGCCCCUUUCGCCCGGCUGGAGCCUCAGACCGAACUUUUUGUUUGUCCUAAGACCCGACAAGAUGGGGAAGGGGCCACCGCCACGUCGCCUCAGGCCCAGGAGGGUGGGAGUCCUGGGGAGCCAGGGACCAUGGACUGCAGCCGGGAGGGUCCGCGAGGCAGAGCACUGGUGCCAGACCACCCAGAGGCCUCGGGGGUCUCCUGGGCGAUGUCCGCCCUCUGGAGCCUCGUCGGGAGAGUUUUUGCCGGCGGGACGGAAGGGGAGCGGGGAGCCCCUGGGAGCCCAAGUGGACCGGGUAGCACCCCCAGCCUGCCAGCAUCGCCCCUCUGCGGGGACGCCCUCUUCCGGGUGUGCCGUACCCCGCCUCCUGGAGCGGCCCCCACGGCCCAACAGCCCCGGGCCAUCCACGUCUCUCCAUGGACCUGGGACAUUUGGGGGCCGGAGCCCGGGGGUCCUGUGACUUACGGCCACCUGGAGACAGUGCCGUCCCCACGGCAGCAGCGGCACAGCCGAGCCGAACCCGGGGCGGCCGUCCGAGACGAACAGCCGGUGUGCGUGACCCAGGUGGUGCCCAUAGUCUGGAGUGGCCUGGCACACUUGAAGGAUGCCCUGACAUCUCACCAACUCACAGGCGCUCUACACGCUGGGAAAGUCUGGAUUCCAGGCAGCCUGAGAAAGAGCCUGAACAUUGACAUGCACACGACGGUCACAAUCAGACCCACAGAGAGGAGCCCCAAGACCCCGAUGGCCCUUCAGCUGCAACCCAGGGAGAAGUUGAAAGACGUGGAUGAAGAAGAUGUAAGAUCGGCUUUCAGGGCCUGGCUCUGCUCGACCGGUCCCCGGAUCUUGGCUGAGGAAGAGCGCAUCCAGCUGCAAGUGGGAGAAGGAAUGAAGGAAUUCUACCUCAGUGCCGUCCAACCUCCUGAACCCGAGCCAAGCGGGGAGGAGAGUGUGUACACCCUGAGUGCCAGCAUCCUGCAGGAGACCAGUAUUCAAGUUCUUCUCCACCCCAGGACACUGGAGGACAACAAGGAAGCAGCGGCCUGGGAUGACCUGGAGGAGAACCUCCCUUUUAGGAAACUGAGCUCCUUAGGGGGCGUGUCAGACCUCGGGGCCACCUUGCUGGACCACAUCACCCACAGCCUCUUGGGACGCCCCCUGUCACAGGCUCUGGCCUCAGCCGUGGCGGGCCUGCGCAAUGGAGCCGUCCUGCUCACGGGACCAAAGGGCAGUGGGAAGACGACCGUGGCCAAGGCCGUCUGCAGAGAAGCGUCUGACGGACUAGACGCCCAUGUGGAAGUCAUUGACUGCAAAGCCCUGAGAGGGAAGAGGUUCGAGAACGUCCAGAAGUACCUGGAAGCAGCUUUUGCCGAAGCGGUGUGGAAACAGCCAGCCGUGGUCCUCCUGGAUGACCUCGAUCACCUGGUUGGGGCGCCGGCCUCUCCUGAGCACGAACAUGGCCCUGAUGCCCUGCAGAGCCAACGGCUGGCACAUGUUCUGAAGGAUCUGGUCAAAGAAGUGGCUUCAAUGGGCAGCUUCGUUGCCAUGAUCGCCACCAGCCAAAAUCAGCAUUCCCUUCACCCCCUCCUCAGCUCCAGCCGGGGGUCGCCCACGUUUCAGUGCUUUCAAGAUAUCCAGGCCCCAGACCAGGAGCAGAGGGGGGACAUGCUGCGCUGCACCAUCACCGAAGCCCUUCACGUCGGCCCGGACCACCUGCACGCCCUCGACCUCCCCAGUAUCGCCAAGGCAACCGAAGGGUUCAUCGCCCGCGACUUCACCCUGCUCGUGGCCCGUGCCACCCACGCCGCCCUCUCCGCCCGGGCUGUGGAUGCCCCCACAGAGCUCAUCUUGUCGACGUCGGACUUUGAAAAAGCCCUGGAAGGAUUUACGCCCGCCUCUCUGAGAGCCGUGGGUCUGCACCAGCCCAGGGGCCCGGGCUGGAGCGGGGUUGGCGGCCUGCACCAAGUCCGGCAGGUUCUCAUCGACACCAUCCAGCUGCCUGCCAAGUACCCGAGUCUGUUUGCCGACCUGCCCAUUCGCCAGAGAAUGGGAGUGCUGCUCUACGGGCCCCCCGGAGUGGGGAAAACCCUAUUGGCUGGAGCCGUCGCCCACGAGAGCGGACUGAACUUCAUCUGCGUCCAGGGGCCAGAGCUGCUCAGCAAGUUCAUCGGAGCAAGUGAGCAAGCCGUUCGUGACGUGUUUUCCAGGGCUCAGGCAGCCAGGCCGUGCCUCCUCUUCUUUGACGAGUUCGACGCCAUCGCCCCACGCCGCGGCCACGAUAACACCGGAGUGACCGACCGCGUCGUCAACCAGCUGCUCACACAGUUGGAUGGCGUGGAAGGCUUGGAAGGGGUCUAUGUGCUGGCGGCGACCAGCCGCCCUGACCUGAUUGACCCUGCUCUGCUGAGACCUGGCCGACUGGACAAGUGCGUGUACUGCCCCCCUCCCCUGGACCAGGCUUCACGCUUGGAGAUCUUGCAGGCCCUGAGCGCCUCCCUGCCUCUGGCGGACGACGUGGACUUCCAGCCCCUGGCCGCGGCGACCGAGGCCUUCACCGGCGCUGACCUGAGGGCCCUGCUUCACAACGCCCAGCUGGAGGCCUUGCGGGGCCGACUGGCCUCACCCCCCACCCCAGACCUCGGGUCUGGCUCGGACAGCGACCUGAGCCUGUCCUCCAUGGUGCUCCUGAGCCACAGCAGCGGCUCGGACGACUCGGACCAGUCCCUGGUCUCCCUGGAGGCGGCCGAGCGGCUCCCCGAGGACUCGGCCGCCUUCAGCGUCUACCGUCUUUACUUCGGCAGCUCCUAUGAGUCCGAGCUCGGGAGUGGCACGUCUCCAUGCCCGAGUUCCCAGGGAACAUCGGGACCAAGCUCCGGACUCCACGAUCUGGCCGGCCUGCUGGGCCGAGAGCAGGACGGGGGCCGGGACCUCACGCCGGAACAGAGGGACCGGCUUCGGGCGGACAUCAGCGCCAUCAAGGACAGUUACAGGAGCCCCAGCAGGGACGAGGAGCCCGUCUGUGGGCCGGGCCCAGCUAAGAGUCCGCUGCUCGUCUGCCAGGCGCACUUGAUGGCGGCGCUGAGCCAGACUCGCCCCUCCCUCAGCACAGAAGACUGGAAGACCUUUACUGAACUCUACGACAACUUCCAGAAUCCGAGGAGGAGGAAAGGUCAAGGUGUGGGGGCAGCUCUCAGGCCGGGCCAGAAGGUGACUUUGGCGUGAGCGGACCAGACCGGGGGCCCGGACAACCGGGAUGGAGGCGGGAGCCAAGCUCACCAGCUGCUGCCCCCACCAGCACCAGUUUCGGAGAGGCGGGACAGCAGGGCAGGGCGGGGUACCCGUGGGGCAGCUCGGGACGGAGAGCUCAGAGCCGGCCCUGGGGGAGGGGUAGGCCUGGAUCUCCCCCGGGGCUCUCGCGUGGACUGUACUGUUGCCCCAGCGCUGUUCAUUCAGCAACCCAACAACGCUCUGGCCGCAGACAUGUUAACGCUGUGAAUAAAGGGUGGCUGAGUUCAAAAUGGUUUGAGCUUCCACCUCGCCGGCUCUGGA